Messenger RNA from Prunus armeniaca (apricot), 1251 nucleotides. Lineage: Eukaryota; Viridiplantae; Streptophyta; Magnoliopsida; Rosales; Rosaceae. The record is from the annotation of a GenBank genome assembly.
AUGGCUGCCGCUACCCAAAUGCAACAAGAGGAUGAAAACGCCACCUUCUUCGUAGCGGUUCACGUCGGCGCGGGAUACCACGCGCCUUCCAACGAGAAAGCCCUCAGGUCCGCCAUCAAACGCGCUUGUCUCGCUGCCGCUUCACUUCUCCGCAAGGGUUCUGGUAGAUGCAUAGAUGCUGUUACGGCUGCUAUUCAAGUCUUGGAGGAUGACCCAAGCACGAAUGCGGGUAGAGGCUCCAAUUUGACAGAAGAAGGUCAUGUAGAAUGUGAUGCCAGUAUUAUGGAUGGAAGUUCUGGAGUUUUUGGAGCUGUUGGAGCAAUUCCAGGUGUCAGAAACCCCAUCCAGGUUGCUGCUUUAUUGGCCAAGGAGCAAAUGAUGGGAUCUCCUCUGUUGGGCCGAAUACCUCCCAUCUUCCUGGUUGGUGAAGGUGCCCGCAUAUGGGCGAAGUCCAAGGGCAUUGCUUUGACAUCAAGCACGCCAGCUGCUGAUGAGUGGCUGGUGACAGAAAGGGCAAAAGCACAAUGGAAAAAGUACAAAGCAAUGGUAGAUGAUGCAAAAGGAAAGACAGAAAAAUCUGCUUUUGGACUUUCUUGCUGUCCUCAAGAGACUGCUGGAAUGUCAGAAUUAGAAGGUCAGCCAUGUGAUUCUUUGAAGAGUAAUGGGGCUGAAGAUGAUUGCGUCAUGGACACUGUUGGAGUUAUUUGUGUGGAUGCUGAAGGACAAAUAGCUUCUGGUGCCUCAAGUGGGGGUAUUGCUCUGAAGGUUGGUGGGCGAGUGGGAUUAGCAGCAAUGCAUGGUUCAGGUUGUUGGGCAUCCUCCAAAGGUUUUUUUGGGGCCCCAUGUAUAGUUGGCUGUUGUGUAAGUGGUGCUGGAGAAUAUCUAAUGAAAGGAUUUGCAGCUCGGGAGUGCUGCGUCUCUUUGUCACUUUCACAGGCAGGUCCUGCCUCUGCUUGCAUGAAAGUUUUACGCUCUGUUGUUCAAGAGAGUACUCACAAUUGUACUGAUAGAAGUGCUGGAAUUCUACUUGUGCAAGCUGAUGAUCCCACAACAGUUUCAGGAAGUUCUUCAAAGUUGAAAACUGUAGAGAUUGCAGCUGCUUACUCUUCCUUAUCCUUUGGAAUAGGAUACUUUGGAAGCUCUAUGGAGCGGCCCAAGGUUUCAAUUCUUAGGAGUACAAAAUUGCAAAGCAAAACUGGUGUGGACCAUUUCGAAGCGCGAAUUGACCUUACUGGUGGAAAGCUGCUAUGA